Molecule: messenger RNA, 1485 nt
Organism: Colossoma macropomum (tambaqui)
Lineage: Eukaryota; Metazoa; Chordata; Actinopteri; Characiformes; Serrasalmidae
Gene: loxl5a
Product: lysyl oxidase-like 5a
Exons: 6
Coding region: 85-1485 (466 amino acids)
Biological process (GO): peptidyl-lysine oxidation
Molecular function (GO): protein-lysine 6-oxidase activity; copper ion binding
Source: RefSeq, a predicted model, not a curated record
GUGUAAACACACAUUUAUUCUGCACCUCCUUCUAAAACUCAGAGACUGAGUGGAUGUGAGCGGAGGAGCAGCAGCACUUUCACAAUGCAAGCCUUAACCUUCGUGUCCAGAUGUGUGUUUAUGUUGUCUCUGGUGUGUCUUCUGGUCAGCUUCAGCACGGGACAGCGCCGUACAAGGGGGCGCACCUCAUCGCCACGGAGAGGUGAGGUUCACUGGGAAAACAACGGCCACCUCUUCAGCUUGACCAGCGCAUGGUCCGAAUACUAUGUGCCUUCAGCUGCGAGGAGGAGCAUGCCGCUGUUUUUCUCCAGACACACUUCCCCGAGGACCCAAAGAGGGGCCACCAGGGGUCACGGAGGACGCGCACGACCUGCCGGAGAUACUGCUCUUCACACAGACUCAAGAAAUGACCUGAUACCUGGCAUAUCAGAGUCCAGGAGCAAUCGGCAUCUUUCAUCUUCGAUCACGGAGACGGUGGGGAGCGUUCUGGAGGUCGCUCCGCUGACCUCAAGUCCUUCAAAGUCUCCAAACAGCACAACUGCACCAGACCAAAGACGGACCAACUCAGCCACUGUCUCCACAGCUGCUGGACAAAGUCAUUUUAGAGGCCCUGAUGGUCAAAUAGCCGAUCCACAGCCGGCCACCAGCCCCUCUUCGGUCACACCGUAUGACCACAACAGUGCAGACAGAGCAAAUGCACCACGUCAUGUUGCCCAAAGGCGAACAGGUGACAGUGUGAUGGAAGAUGAACCGACCUCCAGUGGAAAUAGAAGAAAUUCAGUUUUCUACAAUCUAAAUCCAUCAACAGGCACGAGCAGGCAGCAAAGCAGGGGAUCAGGCUAUGGCACCAGGUACUUCCAUCAUGGUCUGCCUGACCUCGUCCCUGAUCCAUACUACAUUCAAGCUGCAUCUUACAUCCAGCGUGUGCAGAUGUACGCGCUGCGAUGUGCAGCUGAGGAAAACUGCCUGUCCCGCUCCGCUUACAGGCCAAGCGUCCGAGAUCUUGACUACCGGGUGCUUCUGCGGUUCCCCCAGAGGGUCAAAAAUCAAGGCACUGCGGACUUCCUUCCCGUGAGGCCGCAGCAUCAGUGGGAAUGGCACAGCUGCCAUCAACACUACCACAGCAUGGAGGCCUUCAGCAGCUAUGACCUUCUAGAUGCUUCUACAGGCCGGAGGGUGGCAGAGGGACACAAAGCCAGUUUCUGUCUGGAGGACACCAGCUGUGAUCCAGGUGUUCGCAGGAGAUACGCCUGCACAGCUCACACACAGGGUUUGGGUCCAGGCUGCUACGACACCUACCACGCCAACAUUGACUGUCAGUGGAUCGACAUCACAGACGUUCCUCCUGGAGACUACGUCCUGAAGGUGACAGUGAACCCUAAUUUCCAAGUCCAGGAGUCUGAUUUCUCCAACAACGUGGUCCAGUGUGAUGUUAGAUACACUGGGUCAUAUGUGCAAACGCACAACUGCAGAAUCACAGCGUAA